Messenger RNA from Stylonychia lemnae, 2379 nucleotides. The record is from the annotation of a GenBank genome assembly. Lineage: Eukaryota; Ciliophora; Spirotrichea; Sporadotrichida; Oxytrichidae.
AUGAAAGGAUAAGCCUCGCAACCAACUUAGAAUGACAAAAUACCUAGAACUCGUAGACUCCGUGCCAAGAACAAGUCCGGCACAGUCACCUAUAUUGUUCAGACAGCCAACGACUAGGCUUACAAGAACUAAUCUAAAGUAAAUGAUUCAUCUGUGCAAUUAAAUGGCGGCAAUUUUCAGAGCACUUAAAUGAAUCACUAAGUUAAUUAAGAGUAAUUAAAUAUACAAAUAAGGAUAGAGCAAGAGAAAGUGGUGGCUUUAUUGGAGAAUAUAUCUCAAACUGCCAAAGAACUCGACUAUAGAGUGCUUGACGAACUGAAUUCAAUAGACAACGAAUAAUCUUACCCGCUCAAAUCCUUUUUAAACAGUGUUGAAAUGCUAGCACACCAUUGGUCAAUGAUUAAAAAGGAAAGGUAUACAUAUAGAGUAAAUAAUCAUGGACACCUUGAUAUCUAUAUUAAUGAAAUGCCAAGAGCGAUCAAUGAAGGCAAGAUUUUUAAUAUCAAAACUUUCGUGCUUUCAUGCAAAACCCCCUACAUGAAAACUAAAGAUGGCUCAAAAGUUUACAUUAGCAAAGAGUACAGUAACGCUGCCGGGAAACUUCAUCUAAGCUUCUAUACACUUCAUGAUUUAAUAGUCAGAGAUUUGAAUUAGAAGUUAGAGGUAAUCAAUAAAUAAACCAGCAGAGGAAGCAUUAUGGCGUUCUUCAAGACUAUUUUCUCAAGUGGAUAGGAAGGAGUCUUUCACCCCCUUUUCAAGGAGACUGUUUUGCUCAGGAAAAUCAAGAAGCAUGUAAAGAUAUUUGAACUUUGCAUCAGAAACUUCGAGGAGACAUAUAUAGCAAUGAUUAAAGAGCUUUAAACCAAAACCUUUAAAAUGAAUGUUGAGAGUAAUGUAGAGACGAGCAUUGUAAUGCAAAGAAGACAAGACUGCUAAAAGAGUAAAGACUUAACCAAAAUAAAGCUAGUUGAGAAUCAGCUUUUCGAUCUAGAGGGCAAUGUAUUAACUAGCCUGAAAAAUAGUUUCAACCAAUCUAUGGUGAAUGCAUCCUUGAAUAGUAGAUUCGUAAAUGAAAACACUCAAUCAAUAGUAGGAAAUAAUGCUGGCCCACAUGCGCUUAUUGCGCCAAUGAACAACCUAAUGAAAAUAGCUUAAGAUGAUAAUUCCAUCAAACCAUCAUCCUCCUCUUAAGGUCCAAGCAGUAGAGUCAAACAGAGUAUUUCACCAACUAACAAUAACUUGAAAAACACAAACAGACAAAAUAUGUCUUAAAGUAGCAGAAAUAGCGGCUUCAGACCUCUGUAAUCUUUAUAGAAUAUUGACUCCUAAAAUGUUUUCUCAAGGAAGUAGGAAUUUAUUGGAAGUAUAAUUAGCAACAGCAGCCAGUAAUUACUAAUGAGCCAAGCUCUUUAGAAUGUUAAAAAGAAGACAAUUAGUCCUUAGAUCAUCAAGCAUAAUUAUCCACUCUAAAACUCCGCAUAAGGAGGGACUCAAAUACAUAAUAAUAAUUUUUCAAAUGAUGAGCUCGUUGUCAAAUAUAUCGACUUGGUAGAUGAUAAGGAAAACAAUCAUGCAUAGUCUAAUUUGCAAAAAGGGUCAAUGAACAACUAUGCUUUCCAAACCCCUAACCCCUAUUAAAAUAUGAUCCAAUCAACCAAGAAUAAGUUGAUGCAGACCUAAACUACUGGUUUCUCAAAUACUCCUGGAUAAAAUAUAAGCACUUUUGCUGGCACUAUAAUUUAAAGAGGCAGCAAUGCAAACGAAUACCCUCAAAGCACUAACACCUAGAAAUCAAAGUCACCAUUGCAAAUGAAUUCUCAUUUUAGCAAUACAUAUAACGAACCAAAUAUUCUAAAAAAUCAAGCUGACAACAAAGCUAACUAUAAGAACAUGAUGAACAACAGUAAGAGAGUUAUAAAAACUAGUCGAAAUUUGUUCAAUGAUUAGAAUAACAACAGUUCCAGCAAUAUCAAUAUAAAUCCAAAUAACAUUUCUCAGUCUGCCGAUGCUUAAAAAGAUUAAGUUCUUUUGCACAAGCAGAUUUCUAAUCUAGAAUAUCCGAAUUACUAUUGUAACAAAAAUAGCUUUGGGGGUGGCAACGAAGGCAACAGUAGUUCAAAUCUAUAAAAAUACCUUCCUCUAAAUGGGUCAAGACAUAUAAAUGACGAUCAGAGUGCUGAGAACAGCUUUGAUAAUAGCAGUAAUGACUCUAUAGAGGAUAAUGAUGACCAGAGUGAUGAUAUGUCGCAUGAUGAUGACAGAAAUUAGAUCAACUAGUCAUCAAUGCACAGAGCUAGCAGAAUCGAGUAGAGAUUGGAACAGAUCAAUCCAAACGAUUUGAUUGCUUACAACAAUUUAAUCGAGUAGUUCAACUUAUGA